AUGCCCCAACAUGACAGCGUUCCACAUUAUGCUGGAAGAAGAUCCCCUUGGCGGGACAUGGAUCUGCCAGAUGGAAGAAGCGACCACUCCUUCACCGGGAGCCUCUCUUCAGUGGCCUAUUCCAUCACCGCCCCCGCCUCGAUAUCUUCUAGUGCAGGUGAGGAAGACUCAGACGGCUUUGCAUUACUUAAAAUUCUUCUCCGAGAGGAUCGUCCCGACAUGGACGCCGUUAGGCAAUGCAUCUCCGACAUCCUGGACGACAACGUCAGACCAGCCCAUAAUCAGGGAUGGUACCGCCCUUGCAGCCCUGAUAACCAAUUUGCUGCCGAAUUAGAACCAUGGAUCCGAGGUCAAAGCAUGAAUGAACUAGUUGAAACAUAUUACAAACGAGACCCCAACCGAGCGACUUAUGGUGAGCGGGUGACAAUUCCGCGUCGCAUCGGGACCAAGGACAAGUCUCAAAGUCCGGAGAUGAGCAUUGGCAUGUCUGAGGAGGAACUGAAAAAGGACCUGGUCAAGCCUGUACCCGUGCCCGGGGUCAGGAGAGAAAAGACUCAUGCAGAGAAGGAGCAGGAAAGACGAACCCAUCAUCGGGAACUCCAAAAGGAAGGGGAUUUUAGAUCUCCUGAUAUUGUUGUGGUGUGUGGCAUCGAACAUGCAGAUAAAAUGAAGGAGACCAACACGCAACGAGCAAAGGGUCCCGGGAAAUACGAGCAACUCUGUAUGGCCAUUCUCUCUCAAGAACUCGGCGGUCGAGUGGUACAGUCAGAGCAUGACGGGCGACUUAGGGCCGAGCGGAUUGUGUGGAUGCUGCUCGACUGGAUGCUUCGCCAGACAUUGUCCAGGCCAGGGGGCAACCAUUGCGGGCCAUUUGCCCGUCUGCGUGAGCACCAGCCGACCGAAAGGAACAUCGAUCAACCUGCCCGUAAACGAGGACCUGAUGAGCUCGAGGAAGAGAAGGUAUACAAUUGGCGAGAUGUGCAUCUGGAGAGCGACAGUGACAGCUCGACUGGGUCGCGGAAACGAGCCUUCCCCCGUCGCCAGCAACAAGUUCAGAGUCGAUGCAACCGCGGAUUUUUCUUGGUGGAUUGAUGUCAAGUCACGAUAGGCACCGGCUUCUGCAUCCCUGAUGACUCCCGUGAACACGCCCAACCAAAACGGCAAUAACUGUACAACACACAUGGCCAGCUAACGACGACCAACAUUCGACAUAUUUCGGGAUCCCGGGUGUAAAAUCAAGCAGAACCAGAUUAUAUUUGACGACAUUCUUGCAACUGUACUAUUACUUUGGCCAUUUUUGGACGAGGCAGGUUUGCUUUCAGAUCAAAUGUCGAG
Messenger RNA from Exophiala mesophila, 1335 nucleotides. RefSeq lists its product as uncharacterized. The record is from RefSeq and is a predicted model, not a curated record. The transcript is spliced from 2 exons. Lineage: Eukaryota; Fungi; Ascomycota; Eurotiomycetes; Chaetothyriales; Herpotrichiellaceae. The coding region runs from base 1 to 1092 and encodes 363 amino acids.